This is a messenger RNA of Rotaria sp. Silwood1, 1173 nucleotides long. The record is from the annotation of a GenBank genome assembly. Lineage: Eukaryota; Metazoa; Rotifera; Eurotatoria; Philodinida; Philodinidae.
AUGUCAUACCGGUUUUUAGAUAAUAUUAGUGCAUCAGAACUUUCUAUAAUAACAUUUCUUUAUAUUAUUAUUGUAUUUAUUAUUAUUUUACCACCAAGUGAACUUAUAUCAGCUGGACUUUCAAUAGAAAAUAUUUUUUCUUAUUUUCUUGCUGAAAAUGAAGAAAUAUCUUUUAUACGAUAUCAUAUAAAACGUAUAUCAAUUAAAUGUCUGGUUCAGAGUUUUCUUCCAUUGGGUUAUGUAUUUCUAUUACUCUAUUAUUGUGAUUGGUCAUUAGGUUUUAUUAAUGCUUGUAUUAAUCUCUUUACUCAAACGCCAACGAUAUUUCAAUUGAUUUUAUAUAGUUGUGUUCUUAUUCCCAUUAUAACAUCAUUAAUUGUUUUACGAUGGCAUCUAAAUGAUUGUUAUAUGCAUCCAAUUGUUCGACAAUUACGUUUAUUUAUUCAAACCAAUAAUCAACAACAAGAACAAACAUGGCAUACAGUUGAAUCAUCAAUAAAUACUGAAUUUCGUCGAUUUGAUAAAUUUACGUGUGGAACAGCAACAUCAAAUGUUCGAUGUUAUGUACUUGAUUCAUGGAUAUUAAAAUGUUCAAUGUAUCAUGUUAAUAUAGCACAACAAUCAAAUGUACGUGUCGAAUUAGUUGAUGCACAUGAUAUACAUUUACAAGAAACAAAUGAAGAAGUAUUAUUAUCUACGCAAUAUCUUAAUAUAGUCAUUAAAAGUUAUGAUUCAAGAAUACAACCAUUUUAUAUUAGAUUAAAAGCAAGUGAAUAUGAUGAUUUACGAGGUAAACUUCAAGCAAAUAUUGAAAAUGUCAAAAAUAUUGUUGUACGUCAAUCUCUAAGUGAUCUAUUUGUGGAAGAUUUUCGACAACAUGUUAUGCAAAAUCCAAAAUAUCGAUUACCACUAAAUCAACGAGAUUUGGAUACAUGUAUUGGUUGUUUACAAACGAAUGCUAAUGUUAAAUUAGUUAAAAAUUGUGAUGCACCAAACAAUGGUCGAUGUCAAACAUGUUUCUGUCGUCCAAUGUGGUGUCUUGAAUGUUUGGGUAAGUGGUUUGCUAGUAGACAAGAUCAAACAAGACCUGAUACAUGGCUUCAAUCAACAUGUCCAUGUCCAUCAUGUCGAUCGAUUUUUUGUAUACUUGAUAUUUCUUUAGUCGAAUUUUAA